This is a messenger RNA of Condylura cristata (star-nosed mole), 4338 nucleotides long. It is a transcript of the gene COG3, whose product is annotated as component of oligomeric golgi complex 3. The transcript is spliced from 23 exons. Gene Ontology annotation, cellular component: COG complex; cis-Golgi network; membrane. The record is from RefSeq and is a predicted model, not a curated record. Bases 86 to 2572 code for a protein of 828 amino acids. Gene Ontology annotation, biological process: Golgi organization; intracellular protein transport; intra-Golgi vesicle-mediated transport. Lineage: Eukaryota; Metazoa; Chordata; Mammalia; Eulipotyphla; Talpidae.
CCUACGUUCUCCCGGAAGUGGCCCGGGCUUCUCAGUCGGGGUCCCCACGACCCGGCUGUUGCUGAGGGUCGCUGGGGCUGCAGUGAUGGCGGAGGCAGCGUUGUUGCUGCUGCCCGAGGCGGCGGCGGAGCGGGACGCCCGGGAGAGACUAGCUCUCUGGGAUGGGAGACCGGACACGACUGCGCCGCUGACCGACAGGCAGACCGACUCGGUGUUGGAGCUGAAGGCGGCGGCUGAGGACCUGCCGGUGCCGGACGAGCUCCCUGUCGAUGACUUGAGCAGUUUAACAACCCAGUCACAGCCUGUUCUACAGAAUUCCAUAGUACCUCAGUCUACAGAGGAUAUUCUCUUGAAGGGUUUCAUUUCCUUGGAAAUGGAAGAAGAAAGAAUUGAAACUGCACAACAGUUUUUCUCAUGGUUUGCAAAGCUGCAAACUCAGAUGGAACAGGAUGAAGAAACUAAAUAUAGACAGAUGAGGGAUUACUUGUCUGGGUUUCAGGAGCAGUGUGAUGCUAUAUUGAAUGAUGUAAACAAUGCUCUUCAGCAUCUGGAGUCAUUGCAGAAACAGUAUCUUUUUGUGUCCAAUAAGACAGGAACCCUACAUGAAGCCUGUGAACAGCUCCUAAAAGAACAGUCGGAACUUGUUGAUCUGGCUGAGAACAUUCAACAAAAGCUUUCCUAUUUUAAUGAAUUGGAAACUAUUAACACAAAAUUGAAUUCUCCUACGCUGUCUGUGAAUAGUGAAGGAUUUAUACCUAUGCUGGCUAAGUUAGAUGAUUGUAUAACAUAUAUCUCAUCUCAUCCGAAUUUUAAAGAUUACCCUGUAUAUUUAUUGAAGUUUAAGCAAUGUCUUUCCAAGGCUCUGCAUCUAAUGAAGACAUACACUGUGAAUACACUACAGAACCUUACAAACCAGUUGUUAAAAAGGGAUCCUUCAUCUGUACCUAAUGUGGACAAUGCCUUCACGCUAUUUUAUGUGAAAUUUCGAGCUGCUGCCCCCAAAGUUAGAUCUCUUAUUGAACAAAUAGAACAGCGAUCUGAAAAAAUACCUGAGUAUCAACAACUGCUAAAUGACAUUCACCAGUGUUACCUUGACCAGAGGGAGCUCCUUUUGGGUCCUAGCAUUACUUGUACUGUCACAGAGUUAACUAGCCAGAAUAACCGAGAUCAUUGUGCCUUGAUUCGUAGUGGUUGUGCUUUUAUGGUCCAUGUAUGCCAGGAUGAACACCAACUUUACAAUGAGUUUUUCACAAAACCAACAUCAAAAUUAGAUGAACUUUUGGAAAAACUGUGUGUGUCACUGUAUGACGUCUUCAGGCCAUUGAUUAUUCAUGUUAUUCACUUAGAAACUCUGUCGGAACUUUGUGGGAUUCUUAAAAAUGAGGUGCUUGAAGAUCACGUACAGAAUAAUGCUGAACAACUGGGGGCAUUUGCAGCUGGAGUAAAGCAGAUGUUGGAAGAUGUGCAAGAGCGACUUGUGUACCGAACCCACAUCUACAUUCAAACAGACAUCAUGGGCUAUAAACCAGCUCCUGGCGAUCUGGCGUAUCCUGAUAAGUUAGAAAUGAUGGAGCAAAUUGCACAAAGCUUAAAAGAUGAACAGAAGAAUGUACCUUCAGAAGCAUCAUUUUCAGAUGUUCAGUUAGAAGAAACAGAAGCUAAUACUCUAACAAAAUCUGGCUCAACAGAAUCUCUCAAUCCUAGACCACAGACCACAAUUUCUCCAGCAGAUCUUCAUGGAAUGUGGUAUCCUACAGUUCGAAGAACACUUGUCUGUCUCUCCAAAUUGUACAGAUGCAUAGAUAGGGCAGUGUUCCAAGGACUCUCACAGGAAGCCUUGUCUGCUUGCAUUCAGUCCUUACUUGGAGCAUCAGAGUCUAUCAGCAAAAACAAGAGUCAGAUUGAUGGACAACUUUUCUUAAUAAAGCACCUUUUGAUUCUUCGUGAACAAAUUGCUCCAUUUCAUACUGAAUUCACCAUUAAGGAAAUUUCCCUGGACCUCAAGAAAACUAGAGAUGCAGCAUUUAAAAUCCUGAAUCCUAUGACUGUUCCAAGAUUUUUUAGACUGAAUAGCAACAAUGCCUUGAUAGAGUUCUUGUUGGAGGGUACUCCAGAGAUAAGAGAACAUUAUCUUGACUCUAAAAAAGAUGUAGAUCGUCAUCUGAAAUCAGCUUGUGAGCAGUUUAUUCAGCAACAGACUAAGCUGUUUGUAGAGCAACUGGAGGAGUUCAUGACAAAGGUUUCAGCCUUAAAAACAAUGGCCAGCCAGGGAGGUCCCAAGUAUACUCUCUCACAGCAGCCAUGGGCACAACCAGCAAAGGUCAGUGACCUUGUGGUAGGUGCCUACAAAGCAAUAAAAGCAAAACUGCCUCUGACACUAAGAAGUAUGUCAUUGUACCUCUCCAAUAAAGAUACCGAGUUCAUCUUGUUUAAACCGGUUAGGAAUAAUAUUCAGCAAAUCUUCCAGAAGAUCCAUGUUUUGUUAAAGGAAGAGUUCAGCCCUGAUGAGGUGCAUGUCAUUAAUUGUCCUACUAUGGAACAGCUGAACCUCACACUAUCAGCUUCUAAAUAACCGGGCCGGCCAGGUUGUGUGUGUCAAUGGUGUGUCUGGUAGGAGUGAUGUGAGACGUCUGCAGCCUGCGGGACACUGAGGAAUCAAUCGUAGGUGGAAAUGUCCCUGAGAACCACACAUGCGUGCUGCUCGGUGUUCUCUACAAGCUGAAGUAUAAGCAAAGUGUUGAAAGAUUGGUGUUUCUCUUUUGAAAACAUCAGAAUGCCAAAGAUUAAUCUCUGAAUGGUGAAAAGAGGCAGCUAAGAUGGGCACACAGUGAAAUGGUUCUUAGCAGGGGAUAUGCAGUGACAGUAGAUUACAAUAAGUAGUGCAAAGAACACUCGGAAGUACAGUUCAUUAGGAAGCUUCUAAGAAUAGUAUUUGUUCAAGCGUGAAACAGUGCAUCACUUUUAACCACUGAGCAUUCCACAGUGACUGUUUUUUUACUUCCAGAAAUGUUAUUUCUAGAAUCUAUUUAAUGUUUCUAUUACCCCUUUGAAGUUUAGUUUGGAGUAGAUAGGAUACUUCUGAGAACACAUUCUGCUUUCUUGGGAAUUCCGAGUGUUCUCUUUGUUUGUUUGAUGUGAGAUGGUUUCAAGGUGCAGGGACCUCAGGUAAGGCGCCAGUAUCUGUUUUUGAAUUGCUAAGGUGCAGAAUAGAAAGUUCAAAAGCAGGGAGCUACAGCCUCCUCCUCACGGAUAUGAGUAGUAUCUGUAGUGAGUCAGUGUUUGUGAGUGAGAAGUACCAAUUAAGGAGUCUUAAAUCUAGCACAUAAAAGAAAGGAGACCUGCUACCAGUGUAUCUCCUGCACGGAGGUGAGGUCACCAGCCACCUGAACACUGCCUUCGGUUUUUGUAGUCCUCUCAGAAGUGAACACUUCAUGUCCUGUGUAAUCAGUGGCUGUGCUGUGUCCCAAUCUUGUGGAUCUCUAACACUGCUACAGUAGAAUACAUUUUACUAACAAGACAUAGAGUGGGUGUGCAGACUGCCCCCCUCCUGCCAGCCUGUCACACUAUCAGGGAUCAUUAAAUAGAUUAUGCACAUAAGACUUUUCUGAUAAAUAUCUGUUCUGUGAUUGGAUUAGUUUUGCUUCUGGGUUAUAGUAAAUGUCUGUUUUUUGGGUCAAAGAGAAUUUUGAGUAUUUAAAACACUAGUCUAGAGAUAGAACAUUGAUGAGGGGUCUGGAAUGUUGCCAGCAGAUCUUGUGACUCAUCAGUGACUCACUCAUUGCCCCUGAUGUGGUGGCAUUUCUCAUCCCCUUCAGGCAGGUUUCAGUGGUAUGUAGGUAGGUUACAUAUCCUGACAUCUGUCAUUUUAAACAGGUCACUUUAAAUUAAACUCAGUUUAAACUGGUAAUGGGUAUUGCUCAAUUGAACUUAGACUCAAUAUUUUGGAAAGGUAGACAGUAAAGAGUGACAUGAAUGAGUUAUAGGAAUGGUGUUUACUUCCACUUGCUAUUUUGAACAUUUAAUGAAAUAAACUGUAAAAUACUGAGUUUUGUGUAUUAUAUGUACAUUUUAUAUUUUAAUAGCCUUUCCAAAGAAAUGAGGGCAUGAUUAUUGUAUAAUCUGUGAUUGAUUUAAUUUGAUGUACAGAGCAGAGUGUGUUCUUACGGAUAAAAAUAUUUGACAGCGCUUCUUGUGUUUUGAGUCUGUUAUUUCUGAAACACUGAAAUACCUACCAAGCUGAGUGAUGGUGAUCCAAGUUUUUUGUUAAAUCAUUUGUUUAAAUCUGUACAGUUCAAGUGUUUACUUAUACAAAGAGUGUAUAUACUUUCAAAUAAUUAA